AUGAUUGGUGGAUCUGACAGCGCUAAAAUUUAUGGCGCACGUGAAAAUUUACGCAAAGUAAAAUUUGAUAAAAAUUUGAAGUCCGAAAACACGACGACAACAUAUGAGAAAGAGGAAGUCAACGUGGAGUUCACUCACCACUUUUCGUCUGCUUCGCAACAACCCGCGAUCGCCUUUGGAUCUCUCACUCUCUCUGAGGUCAGACACGUCAAGUUAUAUACUCAGAACUUAGCCGACAAACUGCCCGAAAAAUUAGCUGACUGA
This is a messenger RNA of Sphenostylis stenocarpa, 264 nucleotides long. Lineage: Eukaryota; Viridiplantae; Streptophyta; Magnoliopsida; Fabales; Fabaceae. The record is from the annotation of a GenBank genome assembly.